Molecule: messenger RNA, 725 nt
Organism: Acanthoscelides obtectus
Lineage: Eukaryota; Metazoa; Arthropoda; Insecta; Coleoptera; Chrysomelidae
Source: the annotation of a GenBank genome assembly
GACAUUUGACACUGUUUUUUUGUUUUGAUUUUUCCUGUUUUUUUUUUUGUUUGAGUUUUGGAAUUUCGAAUAUUUUCAUGUACCUGUAUACUAAUGUGUUUUUGUAUUGAAGCCAGUUAAAAAAUUAGUAUUACAUAAAAAUGUCUGAAUUUGGAGCUGCUCUGCAGGCUUAUAAUCAAGAAAUCGUAAAAUGCUUAGAAGAAUUGAAGAGGAAAAGAGAAGAAAUGUUGGAUAUAAUAUGCAAGCAAGAAACAAACAAAUCUGUAUUAGAAAGGAAUAUCAAUGUAUUAAAAGGGAAGCUAGAUGUGUUAAAUGAAAGAUUGGAUAGAGAUAAAAGUAUAUUUGAACAAUAUGAACAUACGAUUAAAGAAACAGAGGAGGGGUUCAAAAAGUCGAAGGGUAUCCUAUAUCCAUGAAACCGAGAUGACCACUCCACAUAUAACACUAUUUUAGAAAGCAGUCAAGCUCUACUACAGCUAGCACAACAUGAAACAGUUAAAUUAGAACAAAGUUCAGAUUCAGUAUCUGAUACUACGGCAUUAAAUCACACAACAAAUUCUACAUAUGGUAUUCAUUAUUAGCAAUAAUUCUUAAUUUUGUAUAAUAUUAAUAACUAAUUUUUUGUACUACUUUUUUUAGUCUUAAGUAUCAAAAAUAAAAAUGAUAUAUGAAAGUUACAACUUUAUUCUUAAUGAUUAUAAUGUAUAUAGCACAGAUAGUACAAU